Molecule: messenger RNA, 15785 nt
Organism: Coregonus sp. 'balchen'
Lineage: Eukaryota; Metazoa; Chordata; Actinopteri; Salmoniformes; Salmonidae
Source: the annotation of a GenBank genome assembly
AUGUGCGAGAGCUAUGCCCGCUCGCUGCUGCGUGUGUCGGUGGCGCAGAUCUGCCAAGCGCUGGGCUGGGAUGCAGUGCAGCUCACAGCCUGCGACCUGCUCUCCGAUGUUCUGCACAGAUAUAUCCAGCAGUUAGCCAGGGGUUGUCAUCGUUACUCGGAGCUCUGUAAGUACUGUAUUUCAGACAUGUCUACUGUAAAUGAAAUUAAUCUGUCUAGGUAUUGGAUCGCAUUGUUUAUUCCACGCUCUGUGACUAGCGCCCUCUCCAAUCGAGGCCUAGUAGUGCUAAGGUUGUCAGAGAAGUGUACAGUAAAGUUAGCCUAGGUGCUAGUACUAGUUAGCUAUGUUAGCUAGCCACAUUAUGUAAACAAUGACUAGGUUUGUUUGCUAAAGUAAUUUCCCAAAUAUUACAUGUAUUUAAUGUUUAGCUAACUACAGUCAUUAUAUACAUUUAGUCGCUUAUGACCAUGGUUGUUUCUCAAUUUGAAACAGGUCAUACUGUGGUGUGUGUGCUAACUAGCUAGCUCAGAUGUCAACAUGGGGGAGUGUUCUAACAUACUGUAGUUCCAAAGAAAACAGUGUGGCAUCUUGUAUAGAAAUGGCUUAAACAAAUACUAGGUAACGUUAGCAGUAAAUGCCACUGUCUUUCCUGGGGUGAAAUUAAUCAAUUAUUUGCUGAAGACAUAAUUGAUAUUCAAAAAAAUAACUUCUGUCUGAUUUUUGACAUUCUCUUACAUUAUGCAAUGGUGUAAGAGACUUCACUCAGUUUCCUAUAGUGUGUAUAAUAUAGACGGGUUGGUUGUUUAGCAACAAAACCGACGCAUGCACAACUAUGGGGCAAAACAGACAGUAUUGGCUUAGAUUGUUGACAACAUGUGAACUAUAUUUCGUCACCAAUCUUUAUUGCAAACAUAAAUAUAUUUGCACAAAGUCAUGAGCACUUAGUGUCUCUCAAAUACAUCGUUACAGUUGUUGGUUAGCUCGCUAGCUACAGUUGAAGUCGAAAGUUUACAUACACUUAGGUUGGAGUCAUUAAAAGUCGUUUUUCAACCACUCCACAAAUUUCUUGUUAACAAACUAUAGUUUUGGCAAGUCGGUUAGGACAUCUACUUUGUGCAUGACACAACUAAUUUUUCCAACUAUUGUUUACAGACAUAUUAUUUCACUUAUAGUUCACUGUAUCACAAUUCCAGUGGGUCAGAAGUUUACAUACACUAAAUUGACUGUGCCUUUAAACAGCUUGGAAAAUUCCAGAAAAUGAUGUCAUGGCUUUAGAAGCUUCUGAUAGGCUAAUUGACAUUAUUUGAGACAAUUGGAGGUGUACCUGUGGAUGUAUUUCAAGGCCUACCUUCAAACUCAGUGCCUCUUUGCUUGACAUCAUGGGAAAAUCAAAAGAAAUCAGCCAAGACCUCAGAAAAAAAUUUGUCUGGUUCAUCCUUGGGAGCAAUUUCCAAACGCCUGAAGGUACUACGUUCAUCUGUACAAACAAUAGUACGCAAGUAUAAACACCAUGGGACCACGCAGCCGUCAUACAGCUCAGGAAGGAGACUCGUUCUGUCUCCUAGAGAUGAACGUACUUUGGUGCGAAAAGUGCAAAUCAAUCCCAGAACAACAGCAAAGGACCUUGUGAAGAUGCUGGAGGAAACCGGUACAAAAGUAUCUAUAUCCACAGUAAAACGAGUCCUAUAUCUACAUAACCUGAAAGGCCGCUCAGCAAGGAAGAAGCCACUGCUCCAAAACCGCCAUAAAAAACCCAGACUAUGGUUUGCAACUGCACAUGGGGAAAAAUAUCAUACUUUUUGGAGAAAUGUCCUCUGGUCUGAUUAAACAAAAAUAGAACAGUUUGGCCAUAAUGACCAUCGUUAUGUUUGGAGGAAAAAGGGGGAUCGCUUGCAAGCCGAAGAACACCAUCCCAACCGUGAAGCACAGGGGGGGCAGCAUCAUGCUGUGGGGGUGCUUUGCUGCAGGAGGGACUGGUGCACUUCACAAAAUAGAUGGCAUCAUGAGGAUGGAAAAUUAUGUGGAUAUAUUGAACCAACAUCUCAAGACAUCAGUCAGGAAGUUAAAGCUUGGUCGCAAAUGGGUCUUCCAAAUGGACAAUGACCCCAAGUAUACUUCCAAAGUUGUGGCAAAAUGGCUUAAGGACAACAAAGUCAAUGUAUUGGAGUGGCCAUCACAAAGCCCUGACCUCAAUCCUAUAGAACAUUUGUGGCCAGAACUGAAAAGGUGUGUGCGAGCAAGGAGGCCUACAAACCUGACUCAGUUACACCAGCUCUGUCAGGAGGAAUGGGCAAAAUUCACCCAACUUAUUGUGGGAAGCUUGUGGAAGGCUACCCGACACAUUUGACCCAAGUUAAACAAUUUAAAGGUAAUGCUACCAAAUACUAAUUGAGUGUAUGUAAACUUCUGACCCACUGGGAAUGUGAUGAAAGAAAUAAAAGCUGAAAGAAAUAAUUAUCUCUACUAUUAUUCUGACAUUUCACAUUCUUAAAAUAAAGUGGUGAUCCUAACUGACCUAAGACAGGGAAUUUUUACAUUUUACAUUGACAUUUUUAGUCAUUUAGCAGACGCUCUUAUCCAGAGCGACACUAGGAUUAAAUGUCAGGAAUUGUGAAAAACUGAGUUUAAAUGUAUUUGGCUAAGGUGUAUGUAAACUUCUGACUUCAACUGUAAUUUUAGCUUAUUGGCAUAGACGUGACUUCAGUCAAAACACCUCAAAACAAGACAUGGUAUCUGGCCAUCCAGAAUCACAAAAACAUCCAGACCUUUGCCCCGUUGAAGUGUGCACAUCGUUUUCGACGUUGUCAGCUAAACCAUCUAUAGUACAGUAUCAUAUAUGCAUGCAUAGGAGGAGGAGACAUAAAGGUUUGAUCAUGUCUCAUGCAUGCACUUUUCCUCUCCUCCUAGAUGGGCGAACAGACCCAGUAUUGGAGGACGUGGGCCAGGCCUUCAGACUGCUGGGGGUGAGCCUGUCUGAGCUGGAGGACUAUGUCCAUAACCUGGAGCCUGUGGGGUUCUCCCAGCAGACGCCGCUCUUCCCCCUCAGCAAAAAUAACAUGCUGCAGUUCCCUCAGCCUGGAGUGGGGGUCCGGGGGGAUGCCGAGGAGAGGAAGGAAUACAUUCCAGAUUAUAUGCCACCCUUGGUCUCCUUGCAAGAAGGUGGGGGCUUUAACAAUAUUCUGUGUGUGUGUGUGGGACUUGUGUGUGUGAGACUAGGGCUGUGGUGGUCAUUAAAUUUUGUCAGCCGGUUAUUGUCAUGUAAAUGACUGCCGGUCUCACGGCAAUUGACCGUUAUUUAACAUAAGCACAUUUAGCAUCUCCAGGUCUCCACAGGUGAUAUUCCACCAAAACUCUGUAUGCCAUGGGCUCUCCAAACCUGUUCCUGCAGCUACCCAGUGCUUAAUUUGUUUUCACAAUGAAACAUAUUUCAUUAAACUGUUGACAGCGCCUCUCUCUGCACGCUCAAGAAGGAAGUAAGGAGAGAGAGGCGGAGAUGGAAACGCACAGUGGUGAGAUAUUCUGUUGCUAAAGGUAAUGUGUCAGCCUAUUAAUUAUGAAAAUAUUAAAAAUGCCUUAUUACUAGGCUAUUCAAAUACAAAUGCACUAUAAUUGUAGGCUAACACAAAGCCGCCCUGCACAAUCAAUGAACCAACAGCAUCGCCUAGGCCUAUACGUUCUCUCCUAGACUCAUGGAUAGAAAGUUUGGAGUGUAGCAUAAGGUAACCAGCCCAUCCAGUAUGCAUAAUGCAGUUCACACUGAAAGGCAAGUACUAUAAUUAUUUUUAUAUUUUAAACGUGUGUAUUUUACCCCCUUUUUCUCCCCAAUUUCGAUCUUGUCUCUUUCGCUACAACUCCCCAACGUACUCGGGAGGCGAAGGUUGAGUCAUGCGUCCUCCGAAACAUGACCCACCUAACCGCGCUUCUUAACACCCGCCCGCUUAACCCGGAAGCCAGCCGCACCAAUGUGUCGGAGGAAACACUGUUCAACUGACAACCGAGGUCAGCCUGCAGGUGCCCGGCCCACCACAAGGAGUCACUAGAGCGCGAUGAGCCAAGUGACUUCUUCCACAUUGUGUUGUGUUACAGCCUGAAUUUAAAAUGGAUUUUGUGUCACUGGCCUAGACACAAUACCCCAUAAUGUUAAAGGGAAAUUAUGUUUUUAAAUAUUUUUACAAAUUAAUAAAAAAGGAAAAGCUGAAAUGUAUUCAACCCCUUUGUUAUAGCAAGCCUAAAUAAGUUCAGGAGUAAACAUUUACUUAACAAGUCACAUAAUAAGUUGCAUGGACUCAAUCGGUGUUCAAUAAUAGUGUUUAACAUGAUUUUUGAAUGACUACCUCGUCUCUGUACCCCACACAUACAAUUAUCUGUAAGGUCCCUCAGUCUAGCAGUGAAUUUCAAACACAGAUUCAACCACAAAGACCAGGGAGGUUUUCCAAUGGGGCAAAGAAAAGGAGAGCACUUAAUAUCCCUUUCAGCAUGGUGAAGUUAUUAAUUACACUUUGGAUGGUGUAUCAAAACACCCAGUCACUACAAAGAUACAGGCAUCCUUCCUAACUCAGUUGCCGCUCAGGGAUUUCACCAUGGGGCCAAUGGUGACUUUAAAACAGUUUCAGAGUUUAAUGACUGUGAUAGGAGCACUGAGGAUGGAUCAACAACAUUGAAGUUACUACUUAAUACUUACCUAAUUGACAGAGUGAAAAGAAGGAAGUACAGAAUAAAAAUAUUCCAUAAUAUGCAUCCUGUUUUACAACAAGGCACUAAAGUAAUACUGCAAUUAACUUUUUGUCCUGAAUACAAAGUGUUAUGUUUGGGGCAAAUCCAAUACAACACAUUACUGAGUACCACUCUUCAUCAUGUUAUGGGUAUCCUUGUAAUCGUUAAGGACUGGUUAGUUUUUCAGGAUAAAAAAGAAACGUAAUGGAGCUAAGCACAGGCAAAAUACUAGAGGAAAACCUGGUUCAGUCUGCUUUCCACCAGACACUGGGAGAUGAAUUCACCUUUCACUAGGACAAUAACGUAAAACAUAAGGCCAUAUCUACAGUGGAGUUGCUUACCAAGAAGACAGUGAAUGUUCCUGAGUGGCCAAGUUACAUUUUUGACUUAAAUCUGCUUGAAAAUCUAUGGCAAGACUUGAAAAUGUUUUUGACAGAGCUUGAAGAAUUUUGGAGAGAAUAAUGGGCAAAUAUUGUACAAUCCAAUUGUGCAAAGCUCAUAGAGACUUACCCAGAAAGACUCACAGCUGUAAUCGCUGCCAAAGGUGAUUCUAACAUGUAUUGACUCAGGGGUAUUUCUGUAUUUCAUUUUCAAUACAUUUGCAAAAGUUUCUAAAAAAUAUGUUUUCACUUUGUCAUUAUGGGGUGUAGUGUGUAGAUGGGUAAAAUAAAUAUAUAUAUGAAUUCAGGCUGUAACACAACAAAAUGUAGAAUAAGUCGAGGGGUAUGAAUACUUUCUAAAGGCACUGUAUGCUUAUGGGUGUUUUUGAUUUAAUCAUAACCUUAGAAAGUGCUGUCCAUUUAGUUGUUUGGCUUUGAAACAACAUCCACAAUGACCAUGUUUUCCACUCAGUUUCAACCUGUUGUUGAACUUCUUUCUUCAAAUUGAUCAUCACAGUGAGCUGAGUUUUAAAAGCAUGAUACUCUUUUGAUGAUGAGUGUUUGAUGUGAUUUUCGAUUGCAUUUGCAUUGAUGUCGGAGUGGUUAGAGGGACAAUAGAGCGCUGAGUACCAGGCCAUUAGCAACCUGAUAGUUGUUAACGAGUUCGGUACUGAACACAUGUCCAGAGUGCAUAAGAGGAGAUUACCGUGACCCAACGGUCACGUGGAAUUUGACUGCGGUUAUGACUCAUGACUGCUGGAGUGGCGGUAAUACGGUCACUGCAACAGCCCUAUGUGAGACACGUGUGCGUGCAUUUGUGUGUUAAUGGGGUUACGGUACUCAGAUAAUCAAUGCUUUUUUCUUUUGUCCUUUAAUACAAUACUAAUCAGAGGGCAAUAUUGAUUGAAUGACAGUGAUGAACCUUUGACUCGCUCUCUCUGCCUCUCUCUUCUGUGUCUCAUCCUCUCUCCCCCUCUCUCUUCUCCCAUCUAUAGAAGAGGAGGAGGAAGAAGCCCUGGCUGACAUGGGCACCUCUGCCGAGGCCAUGCAGGUCCCGCUGGACGAUACAGACGAGGACAUGGAUGACGACGAGGCGGUGAACGAUGAGAACCACCCUGUGAAGAGACACCUGGACAGCCCCGACGCCGCCAUGGGUAUGAUGCCCACCUCCAAGAGGCCCCGCAUGCACCCCGGCUUUAGCCCCGACUGGAGCAUGGAGCCCAGGGAGCCCCUCACCUCCCUCAACCCCCAGCGUGUCCCUCCAGGCAUGAUGGCUUCCCAUUCCCACGACAGCAUGGGUUCAAUGUCUCUGUCCCCAGAGACACCUGGGCCUCCAACGUUGUUCAGACCCCAGCCGGUGACCCCAGGGAGACACUCUGAUCAUAAGUCUCAUGGCGGUCAAGGCCGCAAAGGACCCAAAGGCUCAUCCCCCGGUAGGCCACGGACUAAGUCCCCCAAGGGGGUCAAUGCUGGUGGGGCUAUGUCAGGCAGCCCCAUCCGCUCGCCCAAAUCUUCCAAGGAGCAGAAAAAGUCCCCGGGCAGGACCAAGAGCCCUAAAAGUCCCAAGAGCCCCAAGAUGGGCUCUGGAGUCAAGUCUGGUUCUCAGGGCAAAGCGGAGGCUCAGGCUCAGGUCCUGGCCCUACAGAGACUGCCCCUGUCAGCCCUCAGCGAAAGGAUGGGGAAGGAAAACAUCCACGUGCUGCAAAGCCUGGAGGACCGCGAGCUGGCGGGUUUCGUCUCUGGUAAACUCGGCGAACCCGGCGGCGACAACGCUGAUAUUGACGAUUCUAUCGACGCCGUGAUCGCCAGGGCAUGCGCCGAGCGAGAGCCUGACCCUUUUGCCUUCUCAUCGGGCUCCGAGUCGGAGAGUGAUGGCUUCUCCUCUCCACGGAGGCUUACUAUCAUGGAGCCAGGGGGAACGCCUAAGCUCUCACUGGAUGCCAACAGCCUGGAGAAAGACACGUCCAUGCCGCUUCACCUCAACGCAGGCAGUGGCCCCGGGAACUGGACCAUGGACGACUCCAUCAACGAGGUCAUACGUAAAGUAAACCAGGGAGGUCCCAAUGCGGCACACCCCCAGGGCGAAUCGUACCUGUCCUCAGCAUCCGCCUCGCCCCCGACCCCUGAGCCCCUCCUCAAGAUGUACGAGGAGAAGAACAAGCUUGUCUCCUCGGCUGACAUCAAGAAGAAACUCAAGAAGGAGCUGAAGACCAAGAUGAAGAAGAAGGAGAAGGGAGAGAAGCCAAAAGAUAAAGAGAGGGACAAGGGGAAGAUGAAGGAGAAGAACAAGGAUAAGAACAAAGAUUCUUUCUCCAAGGAGGCCAAGAUGCCGUGGAAGGACUUCGGUAACAAGGACGACGACCUCAGGGAACACUUCCUGGGUCAGAGGUCAGGGUUCAGCGGACCAGAGGGCUCCAUGAUCAAGAUCAAGUCGCGAGAUGGAGGGGAUGGCAGUGGCAGGAAGGAGAAGGACAAACACAAAGACAAGAAGAAGGACAAGGAGAAGAGCAAGAAGGGAAAAGACAAGCGGGACAAGGGUAAGGACAGGCAGAAGAUAUCCUCCCUCACCCCGUUCGGUUUGGGUGACAUGCCUGCCCUGUUCAGCCCGUCCACGUGUCUCCGCAUCCCCUCCAUGCUGCCUCCUCUUCCCCCUAUCCUCCAGGAAAAGGAUGUGAAGAGCAAGGAGAAGGACAAGAAGAAAGACAAGAAGGAGAAGAAGAAGAAGAAAGAUAAAGACAAGGAGAAGGAAAAGGAGAGGGAAAAGUCCAAGGAGAAGGAGAGGGAGAAAGAGGAGAAGAGGAAAGAGAAGGAGAAAGAGAAGGAGAAACGAGAGAAGGAGAAAGACAAGGAAAAAGAGAGGAUUAGGCUAGAAAAGGUAACUUGUGUUUUCCCAGUGUUGAUUUAUAGUGUAGCAUUUAUAACACAGUGAAUCAACACACACACUAACUGGUUGCUCUCCUUUCUUCCCUCUGUCACAGGUGAAAGUGGAGACUCCAGUAGCUGUCCCAUCACCAGUCAUCCCCAGGCUUACCCUAAGGGUGGGGGCUGGCCAGGACAAAAUGUACGUUUCUCAAUUCAAUUCAACUUUCUUUCCAUUUAUAUGUCCCUUUAUUUAACUUACAGUGCAUUCGGAAAGUAUUCAGACCCCUUCACUUUUUUACAGCCUUAUUCUAAAAAUGUAUUUCUAAAAAACAAUCCUCAUCAACCUACACACAAUACCCCAUAAUGACGAAGCGAAAACAGGUUAAAGAUAAAUCAAAACAGAAAUACCUUAUUUACAUAAGUAUUCAGACCCUUUGCUAUGAGACUCGAAAUUGAGCUCAGGUGCAUCUUACGUUUUAGUCAUUUAGCAGACGCUCUUAUCCAGAGCUACUUACAGUUAGUGAGUGCAUACAUUUUCAUACUGGCCCCCCGUGGGAAACGAACCCACAACCCUGGCGUUGCAAGCGCCAUGCUCUACCAACUGAGCUACAGGGGACUACACAAUUGAGCUCAGGUGCAUCCUGUUUCCAUUGAUCAUCCUUGAGAUGUUUCUACAACUUGAUUGGAGUCCACCUGUGGUAAAUUCAAUUGAUUGGACAUGAUUUGGAAAGGCACACACCUGUCUAUAUAAGGUCCCACAGUUGACAGUGCAUGUCAGAGCAAAAACCAAGGCAUGAGGUCAAAGGAAUUGUCCGUAGAGCUCCGAGACAGGAUUGUGUCGAGGCACAGAUCUGGGGAAGCUCCAGAGUUCCUCUGUGGAGAUGGGAGAACCUUCCAGAAGGACAACCAUCUCUGCAGCACUCCACCAAUCAGCCACUCCUCAGUAAAAGGCACAUGACAACCCGCUUGGAGUUUGCCAAAAGGCACCUAAAGGACUCUCAGACCAUGAGAAGCAAGAUUCUGGUCUGAUGAAACCAAGAUUGAACUCUUUGGCCUGAAUGCCAAGCGUCACGUCUGGAGGAAACCAGGCACCGCUCAUCACCUGGCCAAUACCAUCCCUACGGUGAAGCAUGGUGUUGGCAGCAUCAUGCUGUUGGGAUGUCUUUCAGCAGCAGGGACUGGGAGACUAGUCAGGAUCAAGGGAAAGAUGAAGGGAGCAAAGUACAGAGAGAUCCUUGAUGAGAACCUGCUCCACAGCGCUCAGGACCUCAGACUGGGGCGAAGGUUCACCUUCCAACAGGACAACGACCCUAAGCACACAGCCAGGACAACGACCCUAAGCACACAGCCAAGACAACGCAGGAGUGGCUUCGGGACAAGUCUCUGAAUGUCCUUGAGUGGCCCAGCCAGAGCCCGGACUUGAACCCGAUCAAACAUCUCUGGAGAGACCUGAAAAUAGCUGUGCAGCGACGCUCCAUCCAACCUGACAGAGCUUGAGAGGAUCUGCAGAGAAGAAUUUGUAAGUCGCUCUGGAUAAGAGCAUCUGCUAAAUGACUUAAAUGUAAGAAUGGGAGAAACUCCCCAAAUACAGGUGUGCCAAGUUUGUAGCGUCAUACCCAAAGGUGCUUCAACAAAGUACUGAGUAAAGGGUCUGAAUACUUAUGUAAAUGUGAUAUUUAAUUAUAUAUAAAAAAAUUGGGGGGGGGGGGGUUAUUGUGUGUAGAUUGAUGAGGGGUCUGAAUACUUUCCCGAAUGCACUGUAAUUUGUCCACAUCAUACAUUACAUCAAACUCAUACAGACACAGAUGAAACCAUACAUAGAAGUACUGUACUUAACUCAUUUUGUUGGCUCUAUGUGCUGCAAGGCAGCUGUAUUGUUGAUCCGCAUGCAGUAAUGUGUCAUAGGCUCUGGUUUGAUAUCUCUCUCUCCCCCUCUAUUUCUCUUUAUAUCCAUCUCCAGAGUUAUCAGCAAGGUGGUUCCCAAUUCAGAGCCACCACUGCCGCCACCCAAGAUGCCAGCACCCAAGAUCCCCGCCACCAAAUCAGGACCUGGCAGUCGCCUUCAGCCCCCACCACCUCCCCCAGUAUUGUCCCCAGUUGUACCCUCGUUGCUCUCCCCCGCCUCCAUUCUGUCCUCCAGCAAACUGCCUGUACGCAGUGUGAUCACUGAAACUGUCAGAACAUACGUGGUGAGUCCCAGUCAGACCCUCUACAUCAAUCAUAUACAUAAUUAUGUAUCUGUCAUGCUUAUCCUCUAUCUCAGGGGUUCUCAAACUUUUGGGGGCCGGGGACCCCUUUUGUGAUAGCAAAUCCAUCAGGGACCCCUCAGGUGCUAUACAAAUAAAAUACAAGGAGUUUUACUAUGACGUCUGCAGUGCAUAGCUGGACUAGUGUUGUCACGACACCAGAAUUUUGACUUCGGUACCAGGUUUAGUAUCACGAUACUCGAUACCAAAACGAUACCACGGCAAAAAAAGAAGGCAUAUUAGCCAAAGUCACAGAAUGGCACUUGAUCCAGACAGAUAAACUCAGCUACUGCUCUGUUCAAUCAUUACAUUUGACAUUUUUAUGUCAAAUCUUUCAGAGACAGACAUAUAUGCAUUAAUGAAUAAAUUAUACAAUCAUACAAUUAAUGUGAUUUUGUUUUUACCAAUCUAACUACAUAACAAAAUAAUGGUAAUUUAUUUGAAUGGUAAAUCUCUAUUGAUAAACUGGGUAAAUCAAGAUGUAGCUUAGGCCUAUUCACAAUACAGGUGAAUGCAUAUUCAAUAGGAGUGUGUGUUGCAUUGAGUUAUUGAGCUUGUUUUGGCUGAUUUCAUGGGGCUACAGAUGAAAAACAAUCUGUUUCCCUUCCAUUUGGGACUUAUUUUAUUGGACUGAUCAUCAACAUUUGCAUAGAAGUAGCUUAUUUUAUAAAAGUGCACGCUGUCUCUUUAACCAGUAAUGACUCAUUCACAAGGCAAGAGAGCCCUAUUCACACAGUCAGUUCGCUGAGGCAUAGGUCAUCUUUGGGAGAGACGUGACAGAGAACGAUUUUAAGUGAAUUAAUAAAGUUGGUGGCAAUCAGCUUUGAAAUCAGCAUAUUUCGCUUUAUGGUUUGGUAUCACAAACAAAGUACUAGGGUAGUGAAUUGAUGUUAGCUUCAGCUGUAAGCUAGCAAGGAAAGUUAGCCUACAGAUUUUCUUGCAUUGUAAAGUGUUCGGGGACAUCGGCUGCACUGAUACAGACUUGAUCCGUGAGACACAUUUGACAGAAGUACCUAAAUAUACAGUGCCUUUGGAAAGUAUUCAGUGUCUGAAUUUCAGACCCCUUGACUUUUUCCACAUUUUGUUACGUUACACCUUAUUCUAACAUGGAUUAAAUAAAACAAUUUCCUACACACAAUACCCCAUAAUGACAAAGCGAAAACAGGUUUUUAGAAAUGUUUGCAAAUGUAUUAAAAACAGAAAUACCUUAUUUACAUAAGUAUUCAGACCCUUUGCUAUGAGACUCGAAAUUGAGCUCAGGUGCAUCCUGUUUUCAUUGAUCAUCCUUGUGAUGUUUCUACAACUUGGUUGGAGUCCACCUGUGGUAAAUUCAAUUGAUUGGACAUGAUUUGAAAGGCACACGCCUGUCUAUAUAAGGUCCCACAGUUGACAUUAUGGGGUAUUGUGUGUAGAUUGAUGAGGGGGGAAAAAACAAUUUAAUCAAUUUUAGAAUGAGACUGAACCCUAACAAAAUGUGGAAAAGGUCAAGGGGUCUGAAUACUUUCUGAAGGCACUGUGUGUGUAUAUAUAUAUAUAUAUAUAUAUAUAUAUAUAUAUACACACACACACACACACACACACACACACACACACACACACACAGUGGGGGGAAAAAGUAUUUAGUCAGCCACCAAUUGUGCAAGUUCUCCCACUUAAAAAGAUGAGAGAGGCCUGUAAUUUUCAUCAUAGGUACACAUCAACUAUGACGACAAAUUGAGAGAAGAAAAUCCAGAAAAUCACAUUGUAGGAUUUUUUAUGAAUUUAUUUGCAAAUUAUGGUGGAAAAUAAGUAUUUGGUCACCUACAAACAAGCAAGAUUUCUGGCUCUCACAGACCUGUAACUUCUUCUUUAAGAGGCUCCUCUGUCCUCCACUUGUUACCUGUAUUAAUGGCACCUGUUUGAACUUGUUAUCAGUAUAAAAUACACCUGUCCACAACCUCAAACAGUCACACUCCAAACUCCACUAUGGCCAAGACCCAAAGAGCUGUCAAAGGACACCAGAAACACAAUUGUAGACCUGCACCAGGCUGGGAAGACUGAAUCUGCAAUAGGUAAGCAGCUUGGUUUGAAGAAAUCAACUGUGGGAGCAAUUAUUAGGAAAUGGAAGACAUACAAGACCACUGAUAAUCUCCCUCGAUCUGGGGCUCCACGCAAGAUCUCACCCCGUGGGGUCAAAAUGAUCACAGGAACGGUGAGCAAAAAUCCCAGAACCACACGGGGGGACCUAGUGAAUGACCUGCAGAGAGCUGGGACCAAAGUAACAAAGCCUACCAUCAGUAACACACUACGCCGCCAGGGACUCAAAUCCUGCAGUGCCAGACGUGUCCCCCUGCUUAAGCCAGUACAUGUCCAGGCCCGUCUGAAGUUUGCUAGAGUGCAUUUGGAAUGAUCCAGAAGAGGAUUGGGAGAAUGUCAUAUGGUCAGAUGAAACCAAAAUAGAACGUUUUGGUAAAAACUCAACUCGUCGUGUUUGGAGGACAAAGAAUGCUGAGUUGCAUUCAAAGAACACCAUACCUACUGUGAAGCAUGGGGGUGGAAACAUCAUGCUUUGGGGCUGUUUUUCUGCAAAGGGACCAGGACGACUGAUCCGUGUAAAGGAAAGAAUGAAUGGGGCCAUGUAUCGUGAGAUUUUGAGUGAAAAUCACCUUCCAUCAGCAAGGGCAUUGAAGAUGAAACGUGGCUGGGUCUUUCAGCAUGACAAUGAUCCCAAACACACCGCCCGGGCAACGAAGGAGUGGCUUCGUAAGAAGCAUUUCAAGGUCCUGGAGUGGCCUAGCCAGUCUCCAGAUUUCAACCCCAUAGAAAAUCUUUGGAGGGAAUUGGAAGUCCGUGUUGCCCAGCGACAGCCCCAAAACAUCACUGCUCUAGAGGAGAUCUGCAUGGAGGAAUGGGCCAAAAUACCAGCAACAGUGUGUGAAAUUCUUGUGGAGACUUACAGAAAACGUUUGACCUGUGUCAUUGCCAACAAAGGGUAUAUAACAAAGUAUUGAGAAACUUUUGUUAUUGACCAAAUACUUAUUUUCCACCAUAAUUUGCAAAUAUAUUAAUAAAAAAUCCUACAAUGUGAUUUUCUGGAUUUUUUCCCCUCAUUUUGUCUGUCAUAGUUGACGUGUACCUAUGAUGAAAAUUACAGGCCUCUCUCAUCUUUUUAAGUGGGAGAACUUGCACAAUUGGUGGCUGACUAAAUACUUUUUUUCCCCCACUGUGUGUAUGUAUAUAUAUAUAUAAAAAAUGUCACCUUUAUUUAACCAGGUAAGCCAGUUGAGAACAAGUUCUCAUUUACAACUGCGACCUGGCCAAGAUAAAGCAAAGCAGUGCGAUUAAAAACAACAACACAGAGUUACAUAUGGGGUAAAAAAACAAAGUCUAAAAUAUAUAUACAGUGUGUGCAAAUGUAGCAAGUUAUGGAGGUAAGGCAAUAAAUAGGCUAUAGUGCAAAAUAAUUACAAUUAGUAUUAACACUGGAAUGCUAGAUGUGCAAGAGAUUAUGUGCAAAUAGAGAUACUGGGGUGCAAAAGAGCAAAAUCAAUAACAAUAUAGGGAUGAGGUAGUUGGGUGGGCUAAUUUCAGAUGGGCUGUGUACAGGUGCAGUGAUCGGUAAGGUGCUCUGACAACUGAUGCUUAAAGUUAGUGAGGGAGAUAAGUCUCCAGCUUCAGAGAUUUUUGCAAUUCGUUCCAGUCAUUGGCAGCAGAGAACUGGAAGGAAUGGCGGCCAAAGGAGGUGUUGGCUUUGGGGAUGACCAGUGAGAUAUACCUGCUGGAGCGCAGACUACGGGUGGGUGCUGCUAUGGUGACCAAUGAGCUAAGAUAAGGCAGGGAUUUGCCUAGCAGUGAUUUAUAGAUGGCCUGGAGCCAGUGGGUUUGACGACGAACAUGUAGUGAGGACCAGCCAACAAGAGCGUACAGGUCACAGUGGUGAGUAGUGUAUGGGGCUUUGGAGACAAAACGGAUGGCACUGUGAUAGACUACAUCCAAUUUGCUAAGUAGAGUGUUGGAGGCUAUUUUGUAAAUGACAUCGCCGAAGUCAAGGAUCGGUAGGAUAGUCCGUUUUACGAGGGCAUGUUUGGCAGCAUGAGUGAAGGAGGCUUUGUUGCGAAAUAGGAAGCAGAUUUGGGGGGGGUGCAGAGUUGGUGGCCGGGGUAGUGGUAGCCAGGUGGAAAGCAUGGCCAGCCGUAGCAAAAUGCUUGUUGAUUAUUGUAGAUUUAUCGGUGGUGAUAGUGUUUCCUAGCCUCAGUGCAGUGGGCAGCUGGGAGGAAGUGCUCUUAUUCUCCAUGGACUUUACAGUGUCCCAAAACUUUUUGGAGUUAGUGCUACAGGAUGCAAAUUUCUGUUUGAAAAAGUUAGCCUUUGCUUUCCUGACUGUUUGUGUAUAUUGGUUCCUAACUUCCCUGAAAAGUUGCAUAUCGCGGGGGCUAUUUGAUGCUAAUGCAGUACGCCACAGGAUGGUUUUGUGCUGGUCAAGGGCAGUCAAGUCUGAGGAGAACCAGGGGCUAUAUCUGUUCUUAGUUCUGUAUUUUUUUGAACGGGGCAUGUUUAUUUAAGAUUGAGAGGAAAUUAUUUUUAAAGAACAACCAGGCAUCCUCUACUGACGGAAUGAGAUCUAUAUCCAUCCAGGAUACCUGGGCCAGGUCAAUUAGGAAGGCCUGCUCGCUAAAGUGUUUUAGGGAGCGUUUGACAGUGAUGAGGGGUGGUCGUUUGACCGCGGACCCGUUACGGACGCAGGCAAUAAGGCAGUGAUCGCUGAGAUCCUGGUUGAAGACAGCGGAGGUGUAUUUAGAGGGUAAGUUAGUCAGGAUGAUAUCUAUGAGGGUACCCAUGUUUACGGAUUUAGGGUUGUACCUGGUAGGUUCGUUGAUAAUUUGUGUGAGAUUGAGGGCAUCUAGUUUGGAUUGUAGGAUGGCUGGGGUGUUAAGCAUAUCCCAAUUUAGGUCACCAAGCAGUACGAACUCUGAGGAUAAAAUAUAUAUUGUUUUUACCAAACUGAUUUUCAUGUUCUAGUAGCGAAAAAGUACAGAAGUUUCGGUAUACCGUGCAACACUAGGCUGGAUGUGUGAUGUAUAUUUUUAUUUUAGUCCUGAGUGUCUUGUUGCUAACACUUUCUCUCUCUGUAGGUCCGUGAUGAGUUGGGGAACCAGAUCUGGAUCUGUCCUGGCUGUAACAAGCCUGAUGACGGCAGUCCCAUGAUCGGCUGUGAUGACUGCGAUGACUGGUACCAUUGGUAAGAAACAGGCUUGGCUUCAUUCAUUCAUUUAUCUACUGUGGUUCAGUCCAGCUGAUAUGACUAGUUAUUGAUGUAGAAGCAUAGUGAGGAACAUGUACUAGGAUACUAGUUGUUGAACCUAAAAAAUAUACUUAUGCUACGAUGUGGAAAGGUGAUAUCCACUUUUACUAUGUAUGUAUUCCUUUUUGAUCCCCUCCAUCUUCCCUCUUUUUUUCACUCACUCACUGAUUCCGUCCUCCUCUCCUCAGGCCAUGUGUUGGGAUGGUCUCGGCCCCUCCCGAGGACCAGCAGUGGUUCUGUGUGAAGUGUGCCGGCAAGAAGAAGGACAAAAAACACAAGAAGCGGAAACACAAAGUGCAUUGA